CGUCGGCCUACAUUAUUCGCUAUGCCGAGACAAAAAGAGAAAGACUGAGAAGCUGGUGUCCAGCAAUAAGAGUCCUAGAGACUUCAUCAUUCGUACUCAGUAUUGAUAAGAGACGAUUGAGUUAGCAAGGACUCGUCGAGCGGUAUUCAAGUCCUGAAUUUCAGCGAGAGCCGGUUAAAUCACUGAGGUCUCAACGGGCACUACGUUCUUUGAAAUUAAAGUCAAACGAAAGCUGGCUUAACGUUGUGAAUCGUAAAGAAAAUCACCAACUGUCGAUCUAUAAAUUAUCAUGAAACAUUUUAUUUGUCACUUUCGAUUACGAAUGAAAACGAUUUUUGUACGGAUUCGAAAUACGAGCAGAUAAAAACGCUCCUACCGACACAGAGGAAUCGAGGGUUUUAACGUGGACGAAAAAACGCCCGAACGUUUAGUCUCGAAACUCAGCUUCGAUAGUCUCAAGCGAGAAUCAACCUGGCGAACACAAAAAUCAGUUUUUCUACUGAAACAGUUGAAAAUUAUUCGAAUCAAUGAUCCUCUCGCAGUCAAAUUUUUCUUGGGCCCUAAAUUUGUACAAAAAGGUGUGAAAAGUAGAAAAAUUAUUCGAAAUCCGAACAUUUAAUAUUCGCCCAGGGUUUUGAAAAAUAUGAAAAAUUCUUGAAAAACAUUGGACUGUUUGGAAAUAAUAAGAACGAACGAUUUUAUCGUCUUCUUGCAAUCGCAUUGUAUACUGUACAACAUGUUCUCGUUUCAUGAACCUCGACAUAUGCACGUCAGACAGACAGAUUUGAUCGGCGGAUGCUACUAGUUUAGUGUCGGACCCCAUUUAUUCUAUCUCGUUUACUCGUGUGUCCCUCCGUCUUAUGAAUACGUAUAUACUUUGGAGUUAUAACGAAACGAAAACAUGUACACGCUCGAUAUGCAAUGUAACACCAAUUUGACAAUUCGCGAUCGCGACCCUGCCUGAACCUUAAUUCAAAGGCAACAUUCACGCAGGGGCAACGCUCAGUAGUACAUGAAUAUUAUUUUUCAUUUCGUCGCCUCACAAUUGAACGUUUAUCACUUUUAUGCGCUAUGGACGAAGGGAAAUAACGUUUCGUGAAAUUUGACAAAAUGUAGAAAAGCGACUAGUCGAAAGCGUAAUUAUUGUUUAUUCUUUCAACUAUUGAAACGUCAUUAUUUGAUUAUGGGUGUCAUUAUGUUGAGAUUUUUGGUCUUGUAUACUUACAGAGACGAGGGACUCGUUGGGUAAUUCAGAAUUUGUUUUUUUUUUUGAGCGAAUAUUCGAUGAUCGAAUUUUCCAAGCCUUUUUUUCUGCUGUGCUAAAUUUCAGGUUCUCAUCCAGUGACUUAUUUGAAAUAAAAAUUGAGAGUUAUCGCAGCUUUGAAUUUUGAGUAUUGAAAUUGUAUGCUCCAUAUGUUGAGUUUUUGAUAUUUGGCAAAAUGUCCUCGAUCCAUCAGAUCCAUCAUUUUUUUGUGAUUUUCUGUCAAUGUUUUUUAUUUACCCUUUUCGAACGAUCAUACUGGUUUGAAUUGGAAACACAGAGAAUAGGCAAAUUCAAUUGCUUUUCUCAAGUUAGUCCUUUUUUGGCAACUUUCACGAACCUGAUUUUCAUAUUUUAUCACGAAUUUGAGUGUUUUUAAAUCGAAAUUGAUAUUAUUUUUUAUUGUUGAUCGUAAUCUAAAAGUUGGAUUCGAGGCUCAAAUUAAUUCUGCCAAUUACUCCGAGGGCGCCACCAUUCGUAUACCAUUUUUUUUCUAUAAAUUGACAAAUUUUUAUAGACGAUUAUCGAGGAAAAAUCAAUGAGAAAAAUGUAGUUACUCACUAGUUAUUGUAUUGAUCUUUUUAUUUUAGAUUUUAGAAAACACAACCACCCCAAACGUGAUUUAACGUGUUGAGGUGGUUGAGGGAAACAAAUUUGGAGUUCUAGAAGCCCGGAUAAAAUUUUUGUAACAGACUGUACAGCUGGAAAACACGUACAGCCAGCUGAACUUUUAUUGACGACGCGUCAGUUUUAUCAUCAAUAUUUUUCGGGUUUCUGUCCGUUCGUUCGCUUUGGAAAUGAACGAUUAUUUGAAUUUCACAGUUUUCUUGAUUUUGAUACAGAAAAGUGGUGAUUAGAAGGGCUUGGAAUACGGGAAAGUUUACGAUUCGCACUACAUCGUAGAGGUCAAAAUAAUUUCCUACAUAUUAUCGAGCCCGAAGUUGUAUUGACUUCAGGGAUGUUCUUGUUUCGACUCUUAGAUUUUUAAUCUAAAUUUUAAUAUUUCAAAAAUACGAAUGAAAAGUGAAAAUUCCGAAAUUUUUAGCUAUUCAAAAAAUUGUAAAUAAACGAGUGACUGAGAAAGUGAAAACGUGUUUAUAAUCUGCGUUUGCGAGGUCAAUCAAUGCAAGGGCCAGUGACAAAUGUGUUGUUUGUGGCAUCAUUUCUGCAGUCCACAACGCUACUAAGACCAUGUCGAAAGCUAAAAGGAAAAUUUUUUAUUCCUGGGUUUUUUUAACGCGAACGAGACGAUACGAAAUCGGAAAAAACUCUCUUUUUUACAAAAAGAGUCGAUCUCCGAAAGUUGAAGAAUAAACAAAAUUUUAAUUGAUGAAAAUCGUGGUUCAGCAGAAGCAAAUCAGUAUUUGCUGGUUAACCUAUAAACCAAAUAUUUGAUGUAAUCAGGUUUGAAAACUAUUGACAUUCAAAUCACGUGGCUCAUGUCGUUCGUGUCACAUUUGAAAACACUAACGACUAUGCCGUGUGAAUUCGUAUACAAACACGAAUUCAACCUGGAGCGAUUUCAAACUUUUUUUCAAUAAAAAUAUAAAAAUAUCGUCGAUAUUUCAUAAUCGUUGAUACAAAAAUGGGCAAAACUCGAGGAGUUCAUGAGACUACUCCGGAAUUACGAAACCGGAUGGUUGGCAUGUAUGAAGCAGGCUUAGGACUUCGGGAUAUUGCAGCUGCUGUCAAUUGUUCGCAACGAACUGUUAAGCGUUGGCUAAACAGAUUUGACAAAGAAGGAACUGUAGAGACAAGAGAGCGAUGUGGCAGAAAAAGAGCAACAACGACAGAGGAAGACGACGCAAUAAUUCGUUUAGCAACUCAAACUCCCUUGACAGCCGCAAAAGCAGUGCUUCCAGCUCUAGGGCUCACAUGUUCGGUCGAUACAAUCAGAGAAAGGUUGCACAAAGCUGGAAUCCACAAUUGGAGCCCUUCAAGGAAACAUAUGCAGAGGAUACCUUUAGGCGAAGGAGAUAGUGCUACGAUACAGCAAGCAGUUUGGAGACCUACAGGAACACAUCUAGGCAAAAAAAAACUUAUAACUAAAGAAAGCGGCGCUAAAAGUAAAAAGAACAGUGCAACAAAUUUGAAAAAAAAGAACCGAUCUCUUAAAUUACGAGCUCGAGAUGUUUUUGUUGGUGAUGGUGCUCCUGCGGAAAAUCCCAAACAGUCUGCAGAACCAGUGGAAUUUGUUUUUUCGCAACAAGAGAUAACCCAGAAUUUGGCACCUGUAAACAACGAUUUACCCAACAAUUCUUUGUUGGAUAACCAAACUCAAUUCAAUAGUAGUCUCAGUCUUGUUCAGUCCUCUCAACCAGAAGUUUAUCAACAUCAUUCAGGUUUGAAUGUCACACAGAAUUGGCCCCUCGAUUUGGUUCAAGGCAGUCAUCAUUAUCCUCAGGGUCAACCACGAUCGAUGAGUCACGAACAACCUCCUCCGCAGCAACAUUUGCAAGAACUGCAUACUCAACGAGAGCAGGAACAUCGAGUGCAACAUCAACAACAGAUACAGCAACAGGAAGUUCAUAAUCAACAAAUGCAUACUCAUCAUCAAAGUCUCGAGCAGCUUCAGACUCAGCAUCAUCCACUAGAGUCGCGAGUUCACCAGCAGCAGCAGCAGCAGCAGCAGCAGCAGCAGCAGCAGCAGCAAGUAAGCUCAGAGCUGGAAAUUGCCUCGACGAAAGAUCGUCAUGAGAAGAUUAUCCGAUCGGAUAGUUGUUCAAACUCGAGUAGCUCGAACGACCAAUUGUCCGACAUGGACGAUCUCAGCAGAGACGAUUCCAGGGACGAUAUUGAAGAAUCUCACUCGAAUCACAAAAAGAGAAAAAAAAAAGGUGGUAAAGCAAAAGGAACGCUGGAAACAAGUGUUGAGAUAAGGAAUCGUAUGAUUGGCAUGUCCGAAGCUGGCUUGUCCACUCUUUCCAUUGCUUUAGCAAUUAAUAGAUCCGAAAGAACCGUCAAGAGGUGGCUGGAACGUUGGAACAAAGAGGGCAAUGUUCAAACUAAAGAAAGAAAAGGUCGUAGACGAAUUACCACAAAGGAACAGGAUGAUGCUAUCAUUGCUAUGGCCACUCAACAUCCGCUGACUGCUGCUAAACAUGUUGCUCCUGCUCUUGGACUCAACUGCAGCGUUGAUACUAUACGCGAAAGGCUCCACAAAGCUGGUAUACAUAGUUGGAAACUUGGCAAGAAACAAGGAGAAGGCAACGCUGUUCAUACCGUACAUCUAUGGCAACCAAGUGGAAACAGACCUAACAAGCUGAAGGCCAAAAAUGAAAAGAGAAAAAAAUCGUCUUCAGACAAAAAGCCAACUCCAUCUUCGAAUACGACCCCCAAAAAGAUUCAGCAAAAGAAAAAACCUAUUGAAAUUGAAGAAUCGGAAAUUGUCCAACCUCCGCCAGUAAUGAUCGCGUCACAACCUGCUAUACAAUUCCACGAUAAUGGUCCCUUGGCGAAUUAUGUUCCAGGUGGGGAAAUGAUACAGUCGGUGCACAAUUUAUCAGCAUCGUUAGUUCCGUUGUCGACUGGUCCGCAAAUUUCAUCAUCUGUGCCGCAAACGAUGCAAAUAAUGGGACCGAUAAUGCAGCAAAGACAAGAUUGCCGAAUGGCUAAUUCGGUGAUACAGCACGAGCAAACAAAUCCGUCAGUUGUUUAUCCAUCGUGUAUGGUAAACGCUGCAAACAAUCACAUGGAUCACCCAGAUCCGUUGAAUUACGAGCCCUACAUUUGGAGCUUUUAGGACAUCUCGGGGAGUCUUCCGAGCUCGAUCUCGAAAUCUGCGAUAUUUCUCGAUUAAAGAAACACGUGAAAAUUGUACAAUUAUGUGUACCGGUGAUACACUUUGUAAAUAUUCAACAUAUCAUUGAGCGUUCCAUUCUUGAAUCGCCAAAAAGUGUGAACGAGAGAAAAAAACACCGUUCCAUUUAUCGUUGUGAGGCGUGAGGUGUCAACGAUUUUCUGUUACGUGCAAGCGUAAAAUUGAGUUUUUCUCUCUUUUUUAAUAUUUCGUGUACGCAUCAUAUGUGUAGCAAACUUCAAAAGUAUUAUAGAACCCGGUGAUACAUCAUAUUAUAUAUUAGUAUUAUAUGAAUAUACACAUCAGUAAUGAUAAUUUUUAUAUUACACCAGAGAACAAAAUGAAAAAACGUUCAGAAGAUA
Molecule: messenger RNA, 5422 nt
Organism: Venturia canescens
Lineage: Eukaryota; Metazoa; Arthropoda; Insecta; Hymenoptera; Ichneumonidae
Product: probable basic-leucine zipper transcription factor N
Exons: 6
Coding region: 2847-5003 (718 amino acids)
Source: RefSeq, a predicted model, not a curated record